This is a messenger RNA of Drosophila ficusphila, 3354 nucleotides long. RefSeq names its product raf homolog serine/threonine-protein kinase Raf. The transcript is spliced from 5 exons. Gene Ontology annotation, molecular function: protein kinase activity; ATP binding. The coding region runs from base 782 to 2977 and encodes 731 amino acids. NCBI's taxonomy places the organism in Eukaryota, Metazoa, Arthropoda, Insecta, Diptera, Drosophilidae. The record is from RefSeq and is a predicted model, not a curated record. Gene Ontology annotation, biological process: protein phosphorylation; signal transduction.
CGAUUUUCGUUCCAGCUCUAGCCUGCAAGCUGUGUGUUUACUCUUGCUUAAAUCACUUAAAACCGCGCGAAAAACUAUAGUACCUGACCGCAAAACACCUCAGUCAUAAACAUCGACUGCUGUAAAAGCUAGAAGAUAAUACAAAGGAUUAUGUUUUGAUACUAGUGUACAACUCCACACAAAUCGAUAACUCUUGCAUUUGAUGUUAUUGUUCGAUAUAUAGCACCACCUUCUUGAAGACGAAAAUAUGGUAAAGCAUAGGAAAUAUUAAUGCAUAUCAUUUACUAAAGUGAAACAAAAAGACUGCUGUAUUGUUGCGAUACGAGUGCGAUAGUUGGCCAGCCAUCGAUAGUGCCGGCUGGAUGUUAUCGGAAAAUUGACAGCCCUAAAUCCUUUCGGAAAAUCCUCAAGUUCAGCUGCUUUUACACACACUGACCUUCAUUAUACAUACAGGCCGUGUAUACAAGGUGCUUGUGCGUGUGUUUGUGUGCGCCUGCAGGUGUGUGGGUGCACUGGUAAAAAGAUUGGAAAAGAAAGAAGCCAGAAAUCGGCGUUGAACAGGCGAAAAAUCAGAAUAUUUGGACCCGGAAAAGUUUGAAAUACCUAUAAAAAGUCAAGGACGACAUGCUGCCCCCCGCCUACGAGAGUAGAUGUGGGUGGCUCACCCAUUAAAACUCCACUAAAACGCAAGCGCAGAAUUUUUUUCGCCUUCAGUCAAGGAGUCAAGGCUUCUGCAUUUUCGGGGUCAUGGUCACAAGAUAUAAGAUAUAGCAGCAGCAUCAUGUCCAGCGAAUCCUCCACCGAAGGCGACAGCGAUCUGUACGAUCCUCUGGCCGAGGAGCUCCACAAUAUCCAGUUGGUUAAGCAUGUGACCAGGGAAAAUAUAGAUGCUCUCAAUGCAAAGUUUGCCAACCUGCAGGAGCCUCCAGCUAUGUACUUAAUGGAAUACCAGGAGUUGACCUCCAAGCUCCAUGAACUGGAGGCCAAGGAGCAGGAGCUAAUGGAGCGACUGAAUUCGCAGCAGCCAGAGCAGCCGGAGCAGCCGCACUACCAGAAUCAAACCCAAAUCCUGCAGCAGCAGCGGCAACUGGCCCGAGUGCAGCAACAUGGCAAUGAUCUGACGGAUAGCAUGGGCUCCCAACCGGGCAGCCAAUGUGGAACCUUGACCCGCCAACCCAAGAUCCUUUUAAGAGCCCACCUGCCCAAUCAACAGCGCACCUCGGUGGAGGUGAUUUCGGGUGUGCGGCUAUGUGAUGCUCUGAUGAAAGCCCUGAAACUGCGCCAAUUGACACCGGAUAUGUGCGAAGUGACCACAACGCAUUCAGGAAGACUUAUUAUACCUUGGAAUACGGACAUUGGCACACUGCAUACGGAGGAGAUCUUUGUGAGGCUAUUGGAUAAGUUCCCUAUAAGGACGCACAUAAAGCAUCAGAUCAUUAGGAAGACCUUCUUUUCGUUGGUGUUUUGUGAGGGCUGUCGAAGGCUCUUGUUCACUGGGUUCUACUGUAGCCAGUGCAAUUUCCGUUUCCAUCAGAGGUGUGCCAAUCGAGUGCCCAUGUUGUGCCAGCCCUUUCCCAUGGAAAGCUAUUAUCAGCUCCUGUUGGCCGAGAAUCCGGACAAUGGCGUGGGUUUUCCCGGCCGCGGUACUGCCGUCCGGUUUAAUGUGAGCAGCCGGAGUCGCAGUCGGCGGUGCAGCAGCAGCGGCAGCAGCAGCAGCUCCAAGCCACCAUCGUCAUCCUCCGGAAACCACCGACAGGGCCGCCCUCCCAGAAUUAGCCAGGAUGAUCGGUCUAAUUCAGCGCCCAAUGUGUGCAUCAAUAACAUUCGCUCGGUUACAAGUGAAGUUCAACGUAGUUUGAUCAUGCAGGCCAGGCCUCCGUUGCCGCAUCCUUGUACGGACCACUCCAACUCCACACAGGCGUCGCCCACGAGUACACUGAAGCAUCGUCCCAGGGCAAAAUCCGCCGAUGAGAGCAAUAAGAAUCUGCUUUCAAGGGACGCCAAGAGCUCCGAGGAGAACUGGAACAUCCUUGCGGAGGAGAUUUUGAUUGGGCCCCGGAUCGGAUCGGGCUCUUUCGGAACCGUUUACCGUGCCCACUGGCACGGACCCGUGGCCGUAAAGACGCUCAACGUGAAGACGCCUAGUCCCGCCCAGUUGCAGGCCUUCAAAAACGAAGUGGCCAUGCUCAAGAAGACGCGCCACUGCAACAUCCUGCUCUUCAUGGGCUGCGUGUCCAAACCCUCUCUAGCCAUCGUGACCCAAUGGUGCGAGGGCAGUAGUCUGUACAAGCACGUCCAUGUCAGCGAAACCAAGUUCAAGUUGAACACGCUCAUCGACAUUGGUCGCCAGGUGGCCCAGGGAAUGGAUUACCUACAUGCUAAGAAUAUAAUACACAGAGACCUUAAGUCGAAUAAUAUUUUUUUGCACGAGGAUCUGUCUGUUAAAAUUGGCGAUUUCGGACUGGCCACCGCGAAGACUCGCUGGUCUGGCGAAAAGCAGGCCAACCAGCCAACGGGCAGCAUAUUAUGGAUGGCUCCGGAGGUCAUACGCAUGCAAGAGCUUAAUCCCUACUCUUUCCAAUCGGACGUUUACGCCUUUGGCAUUGUGAUGUACGAACUGCUGGCGGAAUGUUUGCCCUACGGCCAUAUAAGCAACAAGGAUCAGAUCCUUUUUAUGGUGGGACGAGGACUUUUGCGACCGGAUAUGAGCCAAGUGCGUUCAGAUGCGCCCCAAGCCUUGAAGCGUUUGGCCGAGGACUGUAUCAAGUAUACGCCCAAGGAUCGUCCACUCUUUCGACCGCUGCUCAAUAUGCUUGAGAACAUGCUGCGCACUUUGCCCAAGAUCCAUCGCAGUGCCAGUGAACCCAAUUUGACGCAAUCGCAGCUGCAGAACGACGAAUUUCUGUACCUGCCCAGCCCAAAAACGCCGGUGAACUUCAACAACUUUCAGUUCUUCGGCAGUGCUGGAAAUAUUUAGACAGCAAGCUGUACCUGUACUUAUAUCCUGCGUGAUCAAUGUGAUCCUAUUCGAUCCUAUUUCUAUAUAUUUUUCCUUUUGUCCCUCUGUACAUAAGCGAUUUGGCGAAAGGACGGCUUUGGUUCGCCCACCAAAGUGAAAGAGAUGGGUUGCCUGCCGUCCCAAAGCGAAGUUAGCUGCUUUCCUUGGAACUGAAAAAGUGCAUUUCUGUUAUCACAAAACGACGACUACAAAACUGUAAACUAAACUGCAACGCCCAUGUGUACAUAACUGCAUCAUAACUUAUAUGUUAGGCAAAACUACUGAAACUAAACUUAACUAGCUGAUCGCAAUUACAUUAUACACAUUAUACUUAUACUACAAAAAACGGAAGGUGU